Molecule: messenger RNA, 1275 nt
Organism: Stylonychia lemnae
Lineage: Eukaryota; Ciliophora; Spirotrichea; Sporadotrichida; Oxytrichidae
Source: the annotation of a GenBank genome assembly
AUGAGCAGAACUUCAUGUAAAUAUUAGUCUAAGUAAUCGAACCCAACUUUAGUGCUUUAACCCUCCACUCUCGGUUUUGUCGCCAAGCAGGAUAUGCCUCACCAUUUGAGCAUUCUCUUCAGAGCAAGACCACCACUUGAGUUUGCGCCUCACAACGAAAAAGGAAAAUGCAAGCCCUAUACUGGAUACUUUGACAAGCAUAGAGAUUACUUCGCUAUGUUUGAAGAUGGUGAGCCUCCUAAAAAACAGGAAAUCGAAAAGUUGGAGGUUAAAAAGGAGAGAAUUAAGAGAGAAAAACUAGUUAAUCAUUUGGUACAAUAGAAUCAAGAAUUAAAAUAAUGGAAUCCAUAUAAAGACCCAACAAUCAAAGGGGAUCCUUUCAAAACAAUAGUUGUCUCCAGAUUGUCCUAUAAAACUGAUGAAUCAACUCUCAGAAAAGAAUUUGAACCAUUUGGCAGAAUAAAAAGAAUAAGGAUUAUUGUUGAUCAGAAAAGUGUGGCUCUUGAACGAGGAAAUGGUAGAAAGGUGGAUGGAGCUAGAGUGGUUGUUGAUUAUGAAAGAGGUAGAACAAAAACUGAUUGGAUUCCCAGAAGGCUUGGAGGAGGAAAAGGCGAUAAAAGAAGAGAUAGGGAAACAGAGAGGUAAAUCAGAGAACUCAAAAAGACUCUUCCAUAAUUGAGAAGCAGAUCUAGAAGUUAAGACAAGAAUAAGAGUACCAAUACCAAUCAUAAUAGUGAUAAGCUCACCUUAAAGCAAGAGGAGACACCAUCUACUACCAAUGGCUAGAAUAUCAAAUCUGAACCAAUUGCUAGACAAGAUGAGGAGAAAAAGCAUAUAAAAGGAGAAAAUUAAGAUUUAAGCGUCCCUCCGUAAAGAAAGCACAGAUCAAGGUCAAGAGAAUCAAGAGAAAGACAUCAUCAUAGAGACAAUAGGAGUAAGGACCAAGAUCCAACACCAAGAAGAGAUGGUGAUAGAGACAGAGAGAGGGAGAGAGACAGAGAUAGAGAUCGAUCUGAUAAGAAAGACAAAAGAGAUAAAAAGAAGAAGGACAAAAAGGACAAAAAGACUGAUAAAGGAGACAAGAAAAAAAAGGAUAAAAAGGAAAAGAAGGAUAGAAAGGAUAAAGAGAAGGAAUCGAGCAAAGAUAGAGCUGAGAACGGAGGUCCUCAUGAUUAAGUCAAGCCAAAUGGAGCCGUUCCUAUCACUUCUUAGGGAGAUGUUAAAGCAGUGAAAAAGUCAUUUGAAGAGGCUGAGCCUGGUGAAAUCCAAGAAUGA